Molecule: messenger RNA, 1785 nt
Organism: Nestor notabilis (Kea)
Lineage: Eukaryota; Metazoa; Chordata; Aves; Psittaciformes; Psittacidae
Gene: PLIN2
Product: perilipin 2
Exons: 8
Coding region: 13-1353 (446 amino acids)
Biological process (GO): lipid storage; positive regulation of triglyceride storage
Cellular component (GO): cytosol; lipid droplet
Source: RefSeq, a predicted model, not a curated record
AGACCUGAGAAAAUGGCAUUGGCAGCAAUUGAUCCACAGCAGAACAUUGUAUCGAGGGUUGUCAGUCUUCCCUUGGUGAGCUCCACCUAUGAUAUGGUGUCCACAGCUUAUAUCACUACAAAGGAUAACCAUCCUUAUCUGAAGUCAGUAUGUGAGAUAGCGGAGAAAGGAGUGAAGACAAUUACUUCAGUAGCCGUGACAAGUGCUAUGCCUAUCAUCCAGAAACUGGAACCACAAAUUGUUGUUGCCAACAACUAUGCAUGUAUAGGUCUAGACAAAAUUGAGGAGAGACUGCCUAUACUGAAUCAACCCACUGACAAGGUUGUUGCCAAUGCCAAGGGUGUAGUUGUUGGAGCCAAAGAAGCUGUAACAACCACUGUGUCUGGUGCCAAGGAAACUGUUGCUCACACAAUCACUGGAGUUAUGGGCAAGACUAAAGAAGCAAUGCAAGACAGUGUAGAAAUGACCAAGUCAGUUGUCAACGGCAGCAUUAACACUGUCCUGGGAAGUCGUGUGGUGCAAAUGGUGAGCAGUGGAGUGGACAGUGCUCUCACUAAAUCGGAGACCCUUGUAGACCAGUAUCUCCCACUUACAGAAGCAGAACUAGAGAAAGAAGCAGCAAAAGUUGAAGGUUUUGAAACUGGAGUUCAAAAGCCAAGCUACUACAUUAGACUAGGAUCCCUGUCUUCAAAGUUUCGCACACGUGCCUACCAACAAGCCUUAAACAAAGUUAGAGAUGCUAAGCAGAAAAGCCAGGAGACCAUUUCUCAGCUCCACCACACUGUUAAUCUGAUCGAGUAUGCCAGAAAGAACAUGAAUAGUGCCAAUCGGAAACUUCUUGAUGCUCAGGAAAAGCUUUAUCAAUCCUGGGUAGAAUGGAAGAAAAAUACAGGCCAAAAUGAUGGUGAUGAACUGCAGAGUGCUGAGCUUAUUGAGUCAAGAACUUUAGCUAUAGCACGGAGCCUCACUCAGCAGCUUCAGACCACCUGCCUCACGCUGGUCUCAAGCCUACAGGGGCUGCCACAGAAUGUGCAGGAUCAGGUUUACAGUGUUGGGUCAAUGGCAGGUGAUGUCUACCAGAGUUUUCUGUCAGCAUCUUCCUUCCAAGAAUUAUCAGACAGCUUUCUUGCCACUAGCAAAGGACAGCUGAAGAAAAUGAAGGAGUCUCUGGAUGAUGUGAUGGAUUAUCUUGUAAACAACACCCCGCUCAACUGGCUGGUUCCAGAUUUCACUAUUACAGACCUGUCUUCGGAGUCAGAUGAUAUCCCAAACAUUCUGGAUUUGGAUGAAGAUGAUCAGCAAGACUUUUCACGCACAAAUGGACCUUACACUACAGGGCAAAGAGCUGAAUAAAGAGCAGCACAAAAACAUAUUUUUGAUACAAUGUACUUCUGCCAUGUUUAACUUAGAUUUUUCCUUUUUAAAGAUGAACCUAUCCUAGUUUAGGGAUUUUGGGGAUAUUUUUUUAAAAUCACUACUGUUUUAGUUGCAUGAAAAUUAUAUAUAUAUAUAUAUUCUUUUUUUCUAUGUAAGGAGUGCACGCUAUAUUAAUUCAUUAGCAUGGGUGUAAAGCUCACAUUCUACAAACCAGAUAUAGCCUAAAAGUGUAUCCAAUUGAUCUAGUCUUUGUUAGUGAUUUGUUCUCUGGCUGACUGCAGCCAUGAGGACACUCCAGUGCUUUGCAUAAAGGGCUGCCAACAAUAGGAGUUGACGAGGAUUUGCUCACAAAAUUUCCCCUUUCACUCUACACAAAAAGCACUUCUGCAUCUACCUCUUUGCUGCUGG